CUUAUUUAAUAUGUCUUCUUGGUGUAAGUACAAAUUAUACAAAUGUCUCAAACUCAACGAUGUAUCUUUUUUUUUAGUUUCUCAAAUUACAAGCACUGUCUCCAACGUCACCGGUUUAGGUACUACUGUAGAAGGUAUCAAGACUGUUGCUGAUACUAUCAAGGAUGGCCAAGCUUAUACUGCACUUGACGAACAUGAUCUUGACUGGACUUUGGCUUCAGGUUCCUCUACUGAAAACCAAGUAUUUUAUGUCACUACGAAAAAAGGUGCUUUUGCUUUUGUACAAUUGAUUCAUUCUAAUAUUGGGUAAGUUUAUAUUUUUUAAAAAAAAACUGGGGAUUCAUUAACGUCAACGUUUAAAGUCUUUGGAAUCCCACUAUUUCAUUUACCUUUCGAUUCUAUGACCCUGAAUCAAAUACGAAUGUGUUCAAGAACAUCAAUAUGAGCAAGUUUGAACUUUCAGCUGAUAAACGUUCUGUCAAGACAGACUACUUUAGUAUCCAAUUAGACCCUGCUCAGAAGACUUACAAAGUCAACAUCACGCAUCCUGAAUUGGUCGUGUCUCUUGACUUUGAUCGUGUCGAUAAAGGUUUCAAGGUGGGCGAAGGUAAGACAUACUUGGGAGGAGACAAGGCUUCAGCUGCCGGUUUCGUGUCACACAAGUUCUGGCCUCGCGCUGCUGCCAAGGGUACGUUUAUUGUGAACCAAAAGAUCCAUGAAGUUGAGGGUGAAGGUAUGUUUAUUCAUGCUAUUCAAGGCAUGCAGCCUCAAUUGAUUGCUUCCAACUGGAACUUUGUCAAUUUCCAUUCCGAUAAAGCCUCGAUUGGUAUGAUGCAGUUCCAAACCACCAAGCAAUACGGUUCGGUCAAUAUCAACCAAGGCUCACUUGUCUUGAACAAUGAGCUUGUGUGUGUCUCUAUUGAUAAUUCAGUUAAGCUACUUGAUUUGAUCAAGGAUCAAGAUACAGAAUAUGAUAUUCCCCAGCGUAUACAAUUGACAUGGAAGGGAAAAACAAUCAAAAAAGAAAAUGAAGAGCCUAAGGAUGUCACAAUUGAAAUGACAGUCGAAGUCAAGAAUUUGAUUGACAAGAUUGAUGUCUUGGCAGAAAUUCCUUAUGUAAUUCGAAAGCUUGUUCAAUCUUUAAUUGUGAAGCCUUAUAUCUAUCAAUGGCUCGAUAAGGCCACUGCUGAAAUUACCAUUGGUGAUGAAAAGAUUUCCACUGAAGGUCAAUGCUUCCAAGAACUUGUAUUUGUAUCUGGAUUUUAAUCUCUUUUUCUAUAUAUGCAACACGCGCUUUUUUUUUGUCUACUUUUAUUUACCUGUUUUUAAUAAAAUAUAUACAUAUAUAUAUAUACAUCAAUGCUUUUCUUUUAUUUUCCAUUUGGGGAAAUCAAACAAACAUUGCUUUUGUUUCAAACUCCCCAGUUUUGUCUAUUUGCUCCUUCCUUUUUCUCUUUCUCUCUUUUUUUUAUUAUUAUUAUUAUUAUGGCUGACCCUUUUCGUGAUAACCCAACAAGCGAGUCUUGGGCUGAU
This is a messenger RNA of Gilbertella persicaria, 1533 nucleotides long. RefSeq names its product oxidative stress survival, Svf1-like protein. The transcript has a single exon. Gene Ontology annotation, cellular component: cytoplasm. Gene Ontology annotation, biological process: response to oxidative stress. The record is from RefSeq and is a predicted model, not a curated record. NCBI's taxonomy places the organism in Eukaryota, Fungi, Mucoromycota, Mucoromycetes, Mucorales, Choanephoraceae. The coding region runs from base 442 to 1266 and encodes 274 amino acids.